Messenger RNA from Mizuhopecten yessoensis (Yesso scallop), 1775 nucleotides. RefSeq lists its product as uncharacterized. The transcript is spliced from 3 exons. The record is from RefSeq and is a predicted model, not a curated record. NCBI's taxonomy places the organism in Eukaryota, Metazoa, Mollusca, Bivalvia, Pectinida, Pectinidae. Bases 501 to 1091 code for a protein of 196 amino acids.
CAUACAAUGAUACUGAUACACAGACAUCCACCCUCCCAUACAGUGAUACUGGGUACAGAGACGUCCACCCUCCCAUACCAUGAUACCGGAUACACACACAUUCACCCUCCCAUACACAGAUACCUAGUAAACGGACGUCCACCCUCCCAUACAGUGAUACAGGAUACACGGACAUCCACCCUCCCAUACAGUAAUACCGGGUACACAGACAUCCACCCUCCCAUAAAGUGGUUGCUUCUAUUGGCAAUAGAAUCGUCACACUACUCUAAAAAUUGAUUUGUGAAUAUGCUGGCUUUCACUAUAUAGGAAUACCCGAUGUAAAUAUUUUAAUAUCGAUAUUUAGACGCGAGUCCUGGUAUAGUUAGCGCUCUGUGAGUCCUGUAUAUACGAGACCGUCGUGUUUCCCCACUAGACAUAGAUCACGGUUCUACGGUGUUAUAAUUCGGAUACUGGUAUCAUGGAAUGGACAUGAUCUGUGAAACAAUUUUCAAGUGUUGUUGAUGAAGUAUUCGUGUUGUCCUAUGGAGGAGGUGUUCGUGGUGUUAGUCCUGUUCGUUAAGGUUGCCUGGUGUAACAACACCGAAGUAUGUACAAACCUACACGACAAAUUCACCUGUGAACACGGUUGUUGUGGCGACUACCGGAAGGAAAGAUGCUGCUCUUUUGCGGGAACCAUAGUUGGUAUCGUCAUUGGCAUUGCUCUCUUCAUCAGCUUCAUCGCCGGACUCAUCUACUGUUACAUCAAAAAGAGGGGCCGACACGGCUCCAUAUUUCCCUUCGGAUGCAAUAGAUCGGCUCCUGCCGAGGGGGCACAACGGCGACAGCCCGGGCGAGUCACAGUAAUACAGACUACGCAUUGUUAUAACGCAGGGCGAGGUAGACGAGGAAUUCACAGUUCUGUGGCUGGAUACGACGGGUUUGUGCCGUACUCCGAGUCAAAUAUACCAGCGGUAAAGCCGCCCCUGCCCCCGGCCUACGAACCUGCGCUCCCUCCUCCGCCGUCUUACUCCUCACUGGGCGGGCGAACAAGUACUGGUAUUAGCACCGAAGAAAACUAUAGUCCCGCUCAUACAACGCCGCCCGUUUCGUGACCACGACUCUACAAAUUGUGUAAUAACUUGGUAUAGUAUAAGAAAUGUGGUAUUACCGUAGUUUCAACAGGCAGUAUUUUGAACCUGUGAUUUCUAAAGCUUUUAAAAAUCCUAACAGUGAGAUUUCUAUCUAUUUUUAGAAAGGCCACAUGAACUUUAAUGAUCUCAAUAGUGAACACUGGAAUUUCUGUAUUUUUCAAUUUCAAAGGUCUCGGCGAAUCCCGAGAUUUCUACAACCUCAAUCGGUCGCCUCUUUUGUAACUUCAGUCUCCAUAAGCUCUACUCGCGAGACUCCUUUAAUUCCUAUCUAUAUAUUGUGACCACAGACAUUUAUAGAAAUUAUUGAAAUCCUUCUCCACUUUUCAGACCUAUGUACACGUAUACGACUUGGCGUUGAAAACUUUGGUGGUUUUGUAAGCUGUGCCUUUAUAGUGACUUUAAAUUGGCAAAAUGCGAAGCUAUUUGAAUAAUUCCAUUUGUCAUUUGUUGUAACUGUUAUAGAUUUGUGUACAGUUUUAUACCAUAUAGUCCAUUGUUUCUGUUCUCAUCCUUUAUUUCAAAUAAUCGUUAGCCAUUACUUUUGACAAAGCCAUGUAUCACUUCAAAUUCGAAUUAUUCUAAUGAAAGUGAAGGACUCUGAUUGCUACAAGACCUUAAUAACCACAAGUUGCGGGGCGGGGCGGG